UAUACCCUUCACUAGUCAUCUUACCUAUUCAUCUAUUUUACGACCACCUCUUGUAAAGAACUUAUUUAACGUCAUUAUGCCUAAACAUUCUAAAAAACCAAACAAGCAUGCCAAUGAAGAUGAUACACCAGGGCCAUCUUCAAAACGCCCCAAGACCGUGGUUUCUGAUGACUAUUGGGAUUUGGAUUCGGAGAUAUAUUCGACUGAGUUUAAAGGAGUCAGAUGGCCUCCAUGCCAUAAAUGCGCAUUGCGGAUCUGUGACGAUUAUGGUGCACGAUGCGUCCACUUGAAUGGCUAUGAAAACGAGGUUACCUGCAGCUACUGCCUUGAGCGAGGUCUAAGUUGCGAACCUCUAAACAUGAGCUCGAAAAUGGUUUCAGCUAUCUAUCGUCUGCGCUGUGCCGUCAAAUAUCGCGCCGCCUUAGGGAGCAUUGAUCCUCAGAAGCAUCUUGUAGGUCAUACCAAUAUCGAAUGGAUAAAUGCAUCCAACGAGGUACGCAAGAUUCUUGGGAAACAAUCCAGACGUAAUGGGAAGGGGCCACUAGUGCCUGUUCAGCCAGGUCGUACCGUUGCUUCCACUGUUGGCAUUAGUUCAGAAGGAGCUGAUGUAAUUGACAUCCCCGACGUCCUCAAAAGACUAGCGAUAUCGAUGGAGAAUGUCAGCGCUAAUAUGGGGAACAUCGCUACCGCUGUAGAGAAGAUUGCUUCUGCUCCUGGAAAGCACGACUAACUUUGGUGGCCGAAGAGUAAAGGGCGACACGACGAGGAGCAGUGUUGCGUGGCUCGGGUGAAGUAACACCUAGUAUGGUUAUUCGAUCUCUUUCUCUUUCUCUUUUUACAUUUCCUCUUCUGCCUUUCGCUAGGUACCUAGGAUUCGUAUAACAAUGUACGUCAGCAAGAGCCACAGGCGAAGGAAGAUAGGAAAGUGUUUCGUUAGGUAUCUAGAUACUCAUAGUUAUAGGUAGGUAGUCUGUCAACUUGAGUAACGCUUUAGAUAUCAAUUCUCGUCAGAGUCUUCUAUGAUGCUCUGUCUGUAAACUCUGAAAUUGUUUACAGAGACACGCUAUGUUUCUUUGCAGUGCAUGUUAUUAAACAUAGAUCGAGCGGUAGUCGUAAGUUCCGCCAUCCCGCCAAAUUAUUUU
This is a messenger RNA of Annulohypoxylon maeteangense, 1142 nucleotides long. RefSeq lists its product as uncharacterized. The record is from RefSeq and is a predicted model, not a curated record. Bases 77 to 730 code for a protein of 217 amino acids. Lineage: Eukaryota; Fungi; Ascomycota; Sordariomycetes; Xylariales; Hypoxylaceae. The transcript has 4 exons.